This is a messenger RNA of Staurois parvus, 383 nucleotides long. The record is from the annotation of a GenBank genome assembly. NCBI's taxonomy places the organism in Eukaryota, Metazoa, Chordata, Amphibia, Anura, Ranidae.
CCCCAUCAUUGGUGUCAGUGGAAGAAUAGUGCCCCAUCACUGGUGCCAGUGGGAGAAAUAGUGCCUCAUCAAUGGUUUCAGUGGGAGGAAUGGUGCCCCAUCAUUGGUGUCAGUUGGGAGGAUAGUGCCCCAUCAUUAGUGUCAGUGGGAGGAAUAAUGCCCCAUCAUUGCUGUCAGUGGAAGGAAUAGGGCCCCAUCAUUGCUGUCAGUGGCAGGAAUAGUGCCCCAUCAUUGGUGUCAGUGUGGGAAGAAUAGUGCCCUAUCAUUGAUGUCAGUGGGAGGAAUAGUGCCCCAUCAUUGGUGUCAGUGGGAGGAAUAAUGCCCCAUCAUUGGUGUCAGUGGGAGGAACAGUGUCCCAUCAUUGGUGUCAGUGGGAGGAAUAG